AUGGCCAGAGCCCUUGCUGGAAAAAGCAUUCAGGAUUUGCUCGACAAAUCUGUCGAUUCUGCUGUCAACUGCUUCACCUUAGAACGCCUGGGUGGUGGCGAUCAUUCGCGCGCAGCAAGCCUCCACCCACUUCCCGCGCCGCGUCCCCGCGCCCCCGACCCGCCUCCCGCCCCUGAGGCCCCGCCCCCGGCCCGGCCGGGUCCCGCCUCUCCUUCCCGAGAGGGCGGGGACCAGGCGGCGGCCGCAGCUGCAGGAAUAUGCUGGAAGCCCGAGGGCGGGCGAGGGGGCGGGCGCCCAGGAGGUGCUGAAGGGACAGUUCCCGCCGCCGAACUUGCCCCGCAGUGA
Molecule: messenger RNA, 345 nt
Organism: Choloepus didactylus (southern two-toed sloth)
Lineage: Eukaryota; Metazoa; Chordata; Mammalia; Pilosa; Megalonychidae
Exons: 2
Coding region: 1-345 (114 amino acids)
Source: RefSeq, a predicted model, not a curated record